AUGAAGUUGAAAUAAAGACAUUCUCGGAGGAAGGGAAACUAAGGGAAUUUGUUGUCAGCAGGCUUGCUCUGAAAGAAAUGCGAAAUGAAGUUCUUCUGGCAGAAGGGAAAUGAUACCAGAGGGAAGCGUGGAACAGAAGGAGUGCAGGGAGAGCAAGAGAAAUGGCGACGUCUGAUGGGUGUGUCAAGCAGGAGGUGAUAUUUGAAGGGCUGCGGGCACGGGCUGUGGACGGAGCCAGGGCACCAGGCAGAGGGUGAGAGCAUGGCCUCCCGGGACCCGCCCGCCACCAGCUACGCCCCGCCUGACGUGCCCCUGGGGGUCUCGCUGUUCCUCACCAUUCCCUACACCUUCUUCCUGCCGGAGCUGAUAUUUGGGUGCUGGGUCUGGAUCCUGGUAGCCGCCACCCAGGUAGCAAGCCCCCUCCUGCAAGGAUGGGUGAUGUACGUCUCGCUCACCUCCUUUCUCAUCUCCCUAAUGUUCCUGUUGUCUUACGUGUUUGGAUUUUACAAAAGAUACGAGUCCUGGAAAAUCCUGGACAGCCUGUACCACGGGACCACUGGCAUCCUGUACAUGAGUGCCGCCGUCCUGCAGGCACACGCCACCAUCGUCUCUGAGUUCUCGGACUUGAAAAACUACUACAUAAACACCGCAGCCUCGUUCUUUGCCUUCAUCACCACCCUGCUCUACAUCCUCCACGCCUUCAGCAUCUAUUACCACUGAAGAAGCAGGGAGCCGAGCCCACGUGGGAAAUGCUCUUUGAAAACCCCGAGUGCCGGCUCCCAAAAGUGGUUUUCAACAUUCGCCAUCUGGACGAUAAACAGCAGCUCAGCAAUGACCUAAUGGAUCAACAGACCGUCUUUUCAGACUGAGUGAUGAAAUCACAUUCUGGCAGCUCUGCUGGGACAUUUUAAUUCAUUAUGAUGAAUAUGAAAAAGCAAGGGGUGAGGGGGCUUUGUGGUUGUUUUGUUGUGCCUGGGAAAGUGUCUCUUGGAAUUAUCUGACAACGAACCUCGCUCUUCUAGAAAAACAACAGCCAAAGGCCUCACCGGUGAGAACAGCCUCCCGCCUGUUUGGGGAUUUGGCCUCAGCAACGAGGUUCCCCACAGCAGGUUUAUGGGAACAUUCAGUCUUAUUUUCUUAAAAUCGAAAUGGUGCUGUCAGCGCUUUUGGAUCUGAAGACACAUGGACCUUGUUUCAGUCCCCUGGUCCUGCCUCUGCUUCGCAGCUGUGGUCCAACGCACUGCCCCGUCCUGCAGUCCCCGACCCCCAAUCACUUCCUCUCCCCUUUCCUCCUCAGCUUUGGGAGCCAAGGGAAAUCUUCCUAAAAUCAGCUUUGAAGGUAGAUUUGUGGGGAAAAUAAGUGAUUGACUCUGCAAAAUUGUUAUACAGUAAGGCCUGGGGGAAGGGAGGAGGGUCGGGGAGGGAAGAGUGGGACACUCUUCUCCGAAGCCAGGUGGCCUAGAGAACAGCCAGGCUGCAGGAUGCCUCGGUCAGGCCUCCAAGACCCCACCCCAUAAGGACUGGAAGCCACCUUACCCCUCAGAACAGACCAUCAAGGACACGGGCAGGACGCCACGUGCAAGAAUUCUCCUCUGGGCUCCUCUCACACGCGGGACAUCCAGGAGGGUGGAAAGGACCCCGUCCCACGGUCUAGCAUCCCCCCAAGUGGUCCAGCUGGGUGGGGCCUGGGACCACGGGCACACAGGGGCCUGGGAGCGCAAAGGUGUCUGCACUUUGGGCCAUUCUCCACUGUGCUGGGGUUCCAGCACUUUCCCUCAGGCUCCGACGUGAGUCAGAGGGUCUCCUGACGUGAGCCCGGGCUCAGCCUCGUGACUGCGAGGGCCUGUCGCCGCUGGGAAGUGGAAUUAGUUGCUUCAUGGAAGGAACUUGUCUUCGCCGAUUCUGAGACUUACAGUUUCGUGUCAACGCUUUCCUGCUCCUGGGGCGGCGCGGGGCGGGAGGGCGGUCACUGAAGAGAAAGCCUGCCUUCACCCUCUUGACCCCUCACUUUCUAAUCACCCCGAAAGCUUGAAAAGCCACCAUUUAUCUCCCACCUUAUUGCCGGCAGCUCUCUGAGAUGGUCACUGUUAAAUAUUUACUGAGUAGAUACAUUCAAAUAAAAGUCAUUUGUACAGUAAAAA
Messenger RNA from Vicugna pacos (alpaca), 2141 nucleotides. RefSeq names its product mal, T cell differentiation protein like. Gene Ontology annotation, biological process: myelination. The record is from RefSeq and is a predicted model, not a curated record. Gene Ontology annotation, molecular function: structural constituent of myelin sheath. NCBI's taxonomy places the organism in Eukaryota, Metazoa, Chordata, Mammalia, Artiodactyla, Camelidae. Gene Ontology annotation, cellular component: membrane.